Labrus bergylta (ballan wrasse) is the source of this 1199-nucleotide messenger RNA. Lineage: Eukaryota; Metazoa; Chordata; Actinopteri; Labriformes; Labridae. The record is from RefSeq and is a predicted model, not a curated record.
CAGACCUCACAGGUGAUCUAAAUGUGUCUUUUUUUGCUUUGUGUCAGGCUCUCAGGCUGUAUGAUCACAGAGGAAGGCUGUUCUUCCCUGGCCUCAGCUCUGAGCUCCAACCCCUCCCACCUGAGAGAGCUGGACCUGAGCUACAACCAUCUGGGAGACUCAACAGUCAAGCUGCUUUCUGCUGGACUGAAGGAUCCACAAUGGGGUCUAGACACACUGAGGGUGGAGCCUAAUGGAGUCAAAUGGUUGAGGCCAGGUCUGAAGAAGUAUUCCUGUGAUCUCAUGGUCGACACAAACACCGUAAACAGAAGGAUCCAACUGUCUGACAAUAAAAGGAAGUUUACAUUUGUGGAGAAGAAUCAGUCUUACCCUGAUCAUCCAGACAGGUUUGAUGAGUGGCCUCAGCUGCUGUGUAGAGAUGGUCUGACUAGUCGCUGUUACUGGGAGGUGGAGUGGAGAGGUCAUGUUGAUAUAACGGUGAGUUACAGAGGAAUCAGGAGGAGGGGUGGAAGUGUUGACUGUGUGUUUGGAAGGAACCAUCAGUCCUGGAGACUGAGUAUCUCUGACGGUGCUUACACUGUCUAUCACAAUGACACAGUGACCUCCAUCUCCCCCUCAUCCUCCUCUGUCUGUAACAGAGUAGCAGUGUAUGUGGACUGUCCUGCUGGCUCUCUGUCCUUCUACAGAGUCUCCUCUGACACAUUGAUCCACCUCCACACCUUCAACACCACCUUCACUGAACCUCUUUAUCCUGGGUUUGGGUUUGGCUUCUGGUUUAGGUCUAGUUCGUCAGUGUCGCUCUGUUCCCUGCAGGAGAAACAUUCUCAAUGCUGAACAAUUGAAUCUGAGCAGGAUAAAGUUACAUAAAUGUUGAAGGAUCAGCUCAACAGAUGAGUCCAAAGUAAUAUCCACCUUAUGACAUCACACAUUGACCUUUGUUACUGUUCCUUUGAGCUGUUUGACAUCAGUUUGUGAUCCCUAACCACUUCCUGUUUCUGUGCUUAAGUUAAUGACCUAACCUACGAUCCUCUGUGAGUUCCUUAUUUUCCAAAAUAUUCAAACUGAAAAGAUUCUUCAUAACAUAAAAAACAUUUUCUACUUCCAGUCGUGUACAGGUCACAUAUGACACUAAUAUGUGUCUCGAGUCUGUCUACAAACCCCCCAAUGAUGUGAAAAGUCCAUCCUCUCAGUCUUUAGCC